UUGAUUUGAGUACAGAAAUGUAAGAAGAAUUUUUGAAAAUUUAUACAGUACUGAAGUCAUGUGUGUCAUUGUGUGUUUUGUGUUUGUGUUUUAUCCAGUGUUAAUAUGUAUUAAUACUUGCAGAAGUUGUGGAUUAACUUUGGUGACGUUGAGGUAAGGGAGUCCACACUGUGUCUGAGAAGUGUCUCAAGUGGUUCACCUAUGGAAUACCAUAGGACUUUCGGUCUCCAGUUGAUCAGUCUCAGGAUGUGGUGCAACUGCUGUAGGAGUUCAAGCCACUCUUCGACGAUGUGCCACACCAGUGUUCUCUGCUGGAGCACGACCUAGUACUGCUGCCUGACACAUCUCCCAUCAAGCAAGCACACUACCGAAUGAGCCCUGAUAAGCGGGAGAAGCUGAAGCAGGAGGUGGAGUAUCUGCUGGAACAUGACCUAGUGGAGAGCAGUAGCAGUGCAUGGGCGUCACCUUGUGUGCUGGUGCCUAAACCUGACGGAAGUGCCCGCAUGUGUACUGACUACAGGAAUGUCAACCUGGUGACAUGUGCUGAUGCAUAUCCAUUGCCGCGCAUCGACGACGUCAUCGAUAUUGUGGGUUGAGCAUCAUUUGUCACCAAGCUGGAUCUUCUCAAAGGCUACUACCAAAUCAAACUCUCGGAAGAAGCAAAGCAGAUUUCAGCUUUUGUCACUGCGGAGGGGCUGUGGCAAUACAAAGUUAUGCCCUUCGGCCUCAUAGGAGCACUAGCAACAUUUCAGCGAGCGAUGCAUAUAGUGACAUCAGGCCUGCCUGGAGUGUACGCCUAUCUAGAUGAUCUGGUCGUCGUCGGUGACACAUGGGUACAACACAUUGGCCGACUCCGUGAACUCUUCAAUCGUCUAACAGAGUUCAACUUCACCGUAAACCUACCUAAGAGUGAAUUCGGACAUGCCACCUUAAUCUUCUUGGUCAUGUCAUUGGACAAGGGAAAAUUGCUCCAAUUGAUGCCAAGGUUGCCGAUAUUCUCAGUCUACCCGCACCUCACAAUCGAAAGGCUCUCAGAAGAUUUCUCUGGAUGGUUGGAUUCUACAGGAGGUUUUGUAAAAAUUUUGCCAGGGUGGUCACUCCCAUGACAGAUUUGGUCACCCCACAAAGAAAAUUGUGUGGACUGAUGAAUGCCAGACAGCAUUCGAAAAGGUUCGUGGGUUGUUGGCGACGGCACCUGUACUGCAACUCCCAGUACAAUCGGAUGCAUGUGACACAGGAGUUGGUGCUGUGUUAAUGCAAAAAGGGAAAGAUGGAAUAUUGCACCUGAACGGUUAUUUCUCGGUCAAACUGAAAAAGCAGCAACGUGGAUAUGCCACAAUAGAAAAAGAAGCAUUGGCCCUUUUGUUAGCUCUGGAAAAGUUUGAGGUGUAUGUAAUUGGAUCACCUUACCCAGUGAUAGUUUAUACAGAUCAUAAUCCACUUCAGUUUGUUCAUAAUAUGAGAAAUAAGAAUCAAAGACUGUUAUGGUGGUCAUUAGCUCUUCAACCCUAUAUUUUAGAAAUUGCCGACAUUCUAUCUCGUGUUGAGUAAAAGUUUAUUCAGAGCUUCUUAAACUUUUAAAUUAAGGGGGGAGAGGUUACGAGUGUCGGAAUAAGAACCAAUGAAAAGAUUACUGGUCGGCAUAUGAACUUCAACUGAUUCGUUGUGUACACACUGAAGCGGUUAAAAUUUAGAUAUUAUAUGUUAUACUUGAAAUGUAGUAACAUUAGUUUCAAUGUGUUAGGUAAAACAAAGUAAUGUUUAUUGUAUUAGUCUCGAAUACUAAUGAAUGAGUGAGCGUUUGAUAGCUAUUUGUGGAUUCAUUUCCGCCCACCUCUGCUCGCUCUGUUUAACUCUCAGACCCUGGUGGCUUUAGUAUUGGGCUGGCAGUUGUAAGAUAAGUAUCUCCUCUCCUAUUGUAUAUUUCUAGUGGUAUACCGUGUUAACCUUGCUCGACUUUUAAGAACACCAAGUAUUAUAUAGUGGUUUAUACGUGAGACUGUGGGUAGUCACAUUUUAGAAUUCAACGGUAAAUAACUUACUUGUUUGUGAGUUACGUGUGUUGGAUAACCACGUUGUUCAGGGUAGUGUCUAGACUAAAUAAAUGUUUAAUCAGUACUUUGAUGUUUGUUAUUUCGUCACUUGGUUGAGUUGUUUAUUUGUUCAGAUUUAAUUUGUAUUUAUUUAUUUUUGUGCAUACGGAUAUACUUGUUUUAUUGUUUGUUUGUUUGUUAAUAUGUUUUGUAAUUAAAGCCACUGCAUGAAUUUCAAUAUACCCCAUAGUAAUGAGGUGAUAAUUUGGUAGGAUCUAUUCCUGGACCUAUAAUACAAAGUGUAAUUUGUGAUAUUGUUACACCUUAAGAAGUCCAAGGCUCGUAACCAAAUUGGCGACUAUGCCAGGAUAGAUCCCUUUUCACUCGUUAUCUAUUGGGAAUAUUUAAAUAUAGAUAUUCUUUAUUGAUUAAUCAUGGCUACUUUUGAUGUGGAGGAGUUUGUUGAAAAUCCAUCCGUGGAAAUGUUGAAAGACAGUGUGUUAAGAAAGGAUGAUUGGAUAAAACUUGCUGAUACAUAUGAAAUUGAGUAUCGACGUAGUCAAAGAAAGUCUGAAAUUCAAAGUGCAGUACUAACUGAAGAGGUGCUACCGAAGGGGGCACUGACUUUGCGUUCAUUUGACCCCAGGGAAGCUGUAGAGAUCAGAGAGUUAGAAAUGGAGCACGAGUUGGCUUUGAAGGAAAGAGAAGAAAGGGAAAGAGUGUGUGAAAGGCAGCAUGAAUUAGCAUAUGCACAGGUUAGCAGUAGAAGACAAGACUUACAGGCAUUGUCUUUAGAAUCUGAGACAAAAUUGUUUUUUGUGACAAAACAUUUGAGACUUGUGCCUGCUUUUGACGAGGAGGACCCAGAAAGUUUUUCAUGCAGUUUGAGAAAAUUUCAAAGUCUUUUCAGUGUCCUGAAGAGUCGUGGAUUGCUAUGCUUCAAAGGGUGUUCACUGGGUCAGCUCGUUCAGCAUUUCUGUCUUUGUCGAAUGAAGUUUUUCGUAUUUAUAAGUUAGUGAAAGAGGAAAUUCUUAAGGCAUAUGAACUCAUUCCUGAAACAUAUAGAGUGAAAUUUAGAACUAUGAGAAAGACUGAUGUACAGUCGUAUAUAGAAUUUGUUUAUUCAUUGAGUAAAAUGUGUAGAAGGUGGAUAAAGUCUGGCAAGGUAGAAACUUUUGAGGAACUUGUUGAGUUGAUGAUUUUAGAACAGUUCAAAAGAGCCACUCCAAGAGAUAUACAAUUGUACUUAGGAGAGAGAGAUAUUAGUAAUGUUCAUAAAGCUGCUGCAUUAGCUGAUAGCUAUGCCCUUACUCACAAAAUGCAUCCUGUUAAAUCUCAAAAUCAUUCAGGUGGAAAGGGUUUUGUAACCAAGGAAAAGGGUGGUAGGCAGGAUAGUAGUAUUACGUCUUCUAGUAAAGUAAAUUUUCGUGGAAACUCAGGUGAGCUUUCCAAGACCUAUGCCAAGACUAAAUCAUUUGUCUGUUUUUACUGUAAGAAACCAGGUCAUGUGAUUGCAAAUUACCCUAAAUUGGAAGCAAAGAAGGAAGAGCCAGUGCUCUCAUUCGAACCUCUGGAAAAGUUUGACAAAACUUUAGUAAGAAAUCGCCCAAAGGAGGAUUCUUUUGAACCUUUCAUGUUUGAAGGUUCAGUUGCAGUUGAAGAAUCAGAUGAUCAGUACCCUGCGAAGAUUUUGCGUAACACUGGUGCUUCUCACAGUAUUCUGUUGAAAGGAUCUGUUCCCUGUGUGGAAGAUUCCUAUACUGGAGAGCAUUUGGUGCUUAAGGGUGUCAUUGGAGUGAUCACUUCCUUUGUGUAGGGUGUUUUUGAGAACUCCACUUGUGACUGGUUGGGUGACUAUUGGUGUUCAAGAUUCUCUUCCUGUGACAGGGGUUACUUUUUUGCUGGGUAAUGUUAUUGCAGGAGCC
Molecule: messenger RNA, 3958 nt
Organism: Homarus americanus (American lobster)
Lineage: Eukaryota; Metazoa; Arthropoda; Malacostraca; Decapoda; Nephropidae
Exons: 2
Coding region: 2911-3849 (312 amino acids)
Source: RefSeq, a predicted model, not a curated record